AUGAAGAAGAAUGUAUUAACUGGUUAUUGCAGAAGUAAUGAAGAAUUGAAAGAGAUAGCACAACUUUUAUCAGAGAAUGUGCGACACAAGUCCAUUGCUAUUCUGUCUGUACUGGUGGAUACGUUCCCGUCACAUGACAUGUUUGCUGACCUUGUGAUUCUCAAGGACAAAGAUGUGGAGGCUGAUUACUUUGAAAGCAUACGGCAUAUCCAGACACACCGACGAUCAAGAGCAUUAAAGAAGAUGAACAGGACAUUACAGUCUCGAUCUGUUCGUAAGGAAAUCAUAGUUUCUUAUUUACUUCCCCUAACCUCUUCCUUCCUGCUUGAUGAGACUUUUACAAAAGCCCAGGGUCUGCAAGAAAGUGCCAUAGAUGCCAUGGGAGUUCUGUGUAAACAACUACCUUGGCACGUGUACAUAAAUCAACUGAAAUACUUUCUGUCCUUGUUGUCAAAGAAGUUUGAGAAGAAAAAACUCUUGCUCAGGGUGAUUGUUCGUAUUCUGGAUGCAUUCCACUUUGACCUCAAAAAUUCUCAACACUCUGUGAACAAUUUACCAGAUUCUGUUGCAAAGAAAAAAGCUAAAGGGGAAAUAACAGAGGAGCCAAAUCCAUUUGAAAAUGAAGAAGAACAAGAAGCAGAAAACACAGAGGAAACUGUAGAUGCAAAACCCACAAUUCCAGAAGAAACAGAUGAAACCAUGGAAACAAGCACUGGCUCUCAAACAAAACAGUUUGAUUCCAUGGUGAUAUGUUCUGUUGGUCAGGCCACUAGAAUUCACUGUACCAUAAUGAAGUCAGUUAUCCCUAGCUUGCAGAGAUGUCUUACAAAGAAGGAGAAGAGUGAAGAUGAACACAAGCUGGCUAGGAAUAAUUUAGCAGAGGACAGUGAAGUACUGAGAGUACCCAUAGCUCUAGCCAUGAUAAAGUUACUACAGAAUCUACCUCAUAAAUCUCUAGAGCGGAACCUUCCAGGAAUCCUGUUGAAAGUGUGUAAUUUUAUGAAGUCUCGAGCUGUGGACAAGAACACUGCUAGGGAUACACUAGUGAAGAUUACAACUUCCCUUGGACCAAGAUUUUUCCCAUACAUUUUGUCCGAACUUAGAGGAACAUUGAGAAAAGGGUAUCAGGUCCAUGUUUUGUGUUACACUGUUCAUGUGCUGCUUAAGAAUUUGCUGCCUGUUCUUAAACAAGGAGAUUUGGAUGUCUGUAGGAAGUGUCUCCAAGAUGUUUUUUAUGAAGAUUUAUUUGGACAAGUGGCAGAAGAGAAGGAGGUGGCUGGUGUUACAAGUAAACUGUUUGAGGCCAGAUCUAUUAAGAGUUACGACUCAUACAAAAUACUGGCUCAAGUCAUCAGUAAAGAAUCCCUCAUGGCAUUCAUCACACCACUGAAACAGGUUCUUGAUUCUACACACAGCCACACUAUAGCAAGAAAGGUACAGGAAGUCCUAAGGAAAGUGGUGACAGGAUUACUGGACAACCCAGGUCUGGAUACAGAGUCUCUGAUGAUAUUUACCCAUGGAUUAAUCACUCAGUCAUUUCCGCAACUAUCCGACAAACAAAGCAAGCAAAAGAAAACUGAAGAAAAGAAGACCCAGUCCUUUAGGCCUCCAAGUUGUCUUCUGUUACCAGAGGAACCCAAGCGUGGAGGUGACAAACCAAAACUGAGUAAGAAGACCAACAUCCAUGUAUUGGUGGAGUUUGGUCUCCAGCUUCUGUGUCUGUGUCUAAAGAGAGGCCGCUUGGUGGCAACAGAGGAGAACCAUUGUAAAUUAGUGGACCCUUUUAUCACCAUCUUAGUAGACUGUCUGCAUUCUAAGCAUAUCAGGAUUAACACCUUAAGUUUGAGAUGCUUGUGUUGGUUACUGAAAUUCAAAUUACCAUCUGUGGAUGAUAACAUCAAGAAACUGGCCAAUGGAAUGUUUGUUAUCCUGAAAAAUUAUGCAUCAGCAGGUGCUUCCAAGGGAGAGAACUUGGAGCUUAUUUCUAUGGCAUUUAAGGCUGUGACGGUAUUGGUAAGAGAUGUGAAGAUUUACAGACGAAAUCAAACACAACUCCAAGUUCUGUUGACUUUCUGUGAAGAAGAUUUGUAUGAUUACAACAGACAGAGCACUGCAUUCUGCCUUUUAAAGGCCAUAUUGUCUAGGAAGUUAAACGUUCCAGAAGUGUUGGAGUUGAUUAAGAAGGUGGAGGGUAUGUCCAUCACAGCUGACUCCCCCCAUGUCAGGAGGGAAUGUAGACAGAUAGCCCUGCAGUACAUCCUGGAAUAUCCCCUGGGGAAGCUCCUUGAUAAACACCUGGAGUUUUAUGUCACAUAGUUGUCCUAUGAGAUGGAGAUGGGACGUGAAUCUGCUUUGGAAAUGUUGGCCACUAUAUUUUCUUCAUUUCCUCAGAACAUCUUGAAUGAUCAUGCAGGAAUGUUCUUCAUACCCAUGUCUGCAGCUCUUGUUAAUGAUGAAUCCACAAAGUGUAGAAAACUCACAGCACUUGCCAUCAAAUCCCUUUUGCAAAAGAUAGAUCACAAUUCAAGAAAGGAACUCUUUAACAUCACCCAAAGAUGGUUUACCGAUGACAAGAUAAACCAUCGGAUCCUUUCCGCUCAGCUGACUGGUCUAUUUAUAGAAGUAGAAUCCACAAAGUUUACAAACCACUUGCCUGUUAUAUUACCUUUAAUUCAACAGCAGAUAGACACAGGAAGAUAUGAAGAAAAUCCCCUAAGUUCUGAUGGAGAAACAGAGAAAGACAGACUACUUUUCAACUGUUUAAAUACACUCCUCAAGUUACUGAGAGAAUGUGACAUAAUCAGGGAUGUUAAAUGGAUGGAAGAAAUGAAUAUCAUAUGGGAAUAUGUUGUGAGUCAUUUGGGAUAUGAACAUAUGUGGGUGCAGUUGGCAUCCUGCCAACUGAUUGAUCUGAUGUUUGCUGCAUGGACUCCAGAGGAAAUUUUACAGCCCUCUUCUAGUUCCCUUAAAACUGACUCCAUUAAAAAGUUGGAGAGUCUGGCAUUGGACCUGAUAUCACAGCUUCAGUCACAGUAUUUAACAGAAGAAUCAGCCAAUCAAAUCAUCAAAAACAUGGUGUUCAUUGCCAAGGUAGCCAAGCUUCUCACUGACAGAGAGAGUUCUAAUGACUUUGUAGAAAAAGAAAAUAGUGGUACAAAGGACAAAAAGUGUCUUUCAUUGCAAUGGUUAAUCAAGAAAAUGAUAAGGGAAGCAAACCAUGAGGCAGUGAACCAGCCAAAAACUACAAUAAAGAGAUCUAGUGUGUUUAAGUGGGUGGCAGCUGUCAGUAUGGACCUCGGUCCUCAACUUCUCCCCAGUGUUGUUCCAGUCAUGAUGCCAGCUCUACAAAGGGAGACAAAUGAGAAUAAUCCAAAUACUGAUUCAUCACUCAAAAGACUUGCACAGGAAGUUUUAGAUAUACUCAACAAGAUCCUUGGUGUGGAAACAUACACCCAGCUUUUUGCAAAAACUCACAAAGAGCAGUUUGACAGGAAGGAAACAAGGAAAAGAAAAGAUGCUGUUGAGGUCUGA
Molecule: messenger RNA, 3531 nt
Organism: Saccostrea echinata
Lineage: Eukaryota; Metazoa; Mollusca; Bivalvia; Ostreida; Ostreidae
Product: small subunit processome component 20 homolog
Cellular component (GO): nucleolus; 90S preribosome; small-subunit processome
Source: RefSeq, a predicted model, not a curated record